Cetraspora pellucida is the source of this 465-nucleotide messenger RNA. The record is from the annotation of a GenBank genome assembly. Lineage: Eukaryota; Fungi; Glomeromycota; Glomeromycetes; Diversisporales; Gigasporaceae.
AUGCUCACUAUUUUAAGAAUUUAUGAUACAAACUCUUUAAAAGAAGCUCAUCAAGUUCAUAAAAUCUUGCAAGGAAAUUCACAUAAUCAUAUUUCUGUUACAACAACAAUCUUGGCUGCCAGUGAUUUUAUUCCUUUAUUAUUUAUUUACAAAGAUAUUUGUGCAAUUCCAGAUUUAUUAUCUGGUGCCUCACAUGGCUCUGUUAUAGUUUCACCAAUUCAGGAUACAUGCGAGAGGCACUUUUCUAAAUGUAUAUUGAGCAUUUUGUCAGCUCAAUUCACCCUUCUCAUCCAUAAAGGUGAAGUGACAACCAAGCACACAUUUGCAAAAAUUCUUAGGCCAGCAUUUGCAGCAACUUAUACUUCAGAAACAAUUAAAAAUUUCUUUAGAGCUAUAGGAAUUUGGUUAUUUAAUCCUGAUGCAAUAAGUUUUGAUUGUCUUGCCUCUUCAUUAACAAUGGAAUAA